Messenger RNA from Chondrus crispus (carragheen), 1146 nucleotides. RefSeq lists its product as hypothetical. The coding region runs from base 1 to 1146 and encodes 381 amino acids. Gene Ontology annotation, molecular function: nucleic acid binding. The record is from RefSeq and is a predicted model, not a curated record. The transcript is spliced from 2 exons. Lineage: Eukaryota; Rhodophyta; Florideophyceae; Gigartinales; Gigartinaceae.
AUGUGUACCGUGUACCGACGUUUUGUGCACCACUUCGCCAAGAUUGCGGCGCCAUUAACGUCCAUGCUCAAGAAGGGGGAGCCCGAUCGCCUCCCCGAACUGGACGAAGACAGCAGGUCCUCCUUCGAAGCUCUGAAGACUUGCCUGAUUUCCCCGCCGAUCUUGCAACUACCGCGACUGGGAAUACCGUAUUCCCUCGACACGGAUGCAUCCGACGCCCAACUCGGUUGCACGUUAUUGCAGCAACACGAGGAUGGUAACAGAUACCCUGUCGGGUUCUGGUCGCGAACGCUCUCGUCGGCGGAAAGGAAUUACUCCACGACGGAGAAAGAAUGUUUGGCCAUUGUAUGGGCAAUUCAGACGCUGCGUCCAUACUUGGAACGAGAGCGAUUCACGGUUAAUACCGACCAUCAUUCCCUCCGUUGGUUAAUGAAUCUCGCCGACGCAAGCGGGCGUCUAGCACGGUGGCGCUUGCGCCUAGCCGAGUUUGACUUCGACAUCACGUACGUGAAGGGCAUCAAGAAUUGUCUCGCCGACGCCCUCAGUCGAAUACCGUCUAGAGGGGGCACAACCAUGGUACUCGCUCAACGCUCCGAGCCAUUCUGUAAGGAGAUCGCUUCCCAUCUUAAGAAGGGGGAGGGUGUGGCCCAAACUCGCCUUUCCAAGUUCUUCAUGAACAAGGAACGGGUACUUUGUCGGAAAGCGCACCUUGACGGUGUUGAGCAAAUCUUCGUACCAACCACUCUGCGCGAGCGAGUGUUGUAUAUGGCGCAUUACCCCGCCGCCUCGGGACAUCCCGGAGGCAGGCGGCUGUUCUACACAUUUAGACAACGGUAUUGCUGGCCGAGUAUGUCCGUCGACGCAUACGCCACAGUCAGAAGGUGCUCCGACUGUGCGAAAGCUCGCAUUAAACUGCGUAAGCACAACGCGAAGUUGAAAUCGUUCCCUCCGAUUGGACCCUUGGAGUGUAUCGCCAUUGACAUCCUAGGCGAAAUCCCCAGAACGCCAAGAGGCAAUCGAUACCUCUUGGUCAUAUCUGAUUGUUACUCAAAGCUGACCCGAACGGUGCCGCUUAAGAGAAUUACCCCGAGACAGUUGCUCAGGCGUUCGUCACACACUGGGUCUUCGUAUACGGAGCCCCAGUGA